CGAUUCUAGAUUAUCUAGCCAUCUACUCCGUCCCCUACGCAGUUCUACGGACUAGAGGAGACAGUCUGCUACCAGCAUCUUGCGCCAUGGAACUCGCAGACAAGCCAAAGUCGUGGAGGUUCCAUAUUUUCGGAAGGAAUACGGUGUUUCCCAUUUUAUUGUACUUGAUAUCUCAGGUUUGUGAGAUGAACGCCGAGGACAGCGGUAUGGAGGAACUUGCAACCGAAAAGGAGGCUGAGGAAAGUCAUAGACAGGACAGCGUGAAUUUACUGACAUUCAUUUUACUCCUGACAUUAACCAUUCUUACCAUCUGGCUUUUCAAACACAGAAGAGUCCGUUUUUUGCACGAGACCGGGUUGGCCAUGAUAUACGGAUUGCUGGUAGGAGUGAUCUUCCGCUACGGCAUAUCCUCCACCAGCUACCACAACAAGACCCCACCGAGCUGCACCCUGAAGACGGGGCCUGUUAGCACGCUGCUGCUCAACGUCAGCGGAAAGUUCUUCGAGUACACGCUCAAGGGUGAAAUCAACUCCCGCGAGAUCCACAACGUGGAGCAGAAUGACAUGCUACGCAAGGUCACUUUCGAUCCAGAGGUGUUCUUCAAUAUUUUGCUACCUCCAAUAAUUUUUCAUGCUGGAUAUAGCCUUAAAAAGAGGCAUUUCUUUAGGAAUCUGGGUUCCAUUUUGACAUAUGCUUUCAUUGGGACAGCAAUUUCCUGUUUUGUUAUCGGCAACCUGAUGUACGGUGUGGUCAAGCUGAUGCAGGCCGUUGGGCAGUUAUCCGGCAAGUUCUACUACACCGACUGCCUCUUCUUCGGAGCGGUCAUCUCCGCCACUGACCCAGUUACAGUGCUAGCUAUCUUCAACGAGCUCCAUGCAGAUGUGGACCUGUACGCCCUGCUGUUUGGGGAAAGCGUCAUGAACGAUGCUGUUGCCAUAGUGCUGUCCUCCUCCAUUGUGGCUUACCAGCCGAGUGGAGCCAACACCCACACCUUUGAUGCCGCUGCCUUCUUCAAAUCGGUGGGCAUCUUCCUGGGAAUCUUCAGUGGGUCCUUUGCUAUGGGUGCAGUCACCGGUGUGGUCACUGCCCUCGUGACCAAGUUCACCAAGCUCCACUGCUUCCCUCUCCUGGAAACAGCCCUCUUCUUCCUCAUGUCCUGGAGCACCUUCCUACUGGCUGAGGCCUGUGGCUUUACUGGUGUGGUGGCCGUGCUGUUCUGUGGGAUCACCCAGGCCCAUUACACCUAUAACAACCUCUCAGAGGAGUCCACCAAACGUACCAAACAGCUCUUUGAAGCGUUGCACUUCCUGGCGGAGAACUUCAUAUUUUCCUACAUGGGCCUGGCUCUCUUCACCUUCCAGAGCCACAUCUUCAGCCCCAUCUUCAUCAUCGGGGCUUUUAUUGCCAUUUUCAUCGGGAGGGCCUGCAACAUCUACCCCCUCUCUUUCAUCCUGAACCUGGGCCGCCGCCACAAGAUAAGCGGAAACUUCCAGCAUAUGAUGAUGUUUGCAGGUCUACGUGGGGCCAUGGCGUUCGCUCUGGCUAUCAGGGACACGGCCACAUACGCCCGGCAGAUGAUGUUCACCACCACACUCCUCAUCGUCUUCUUCACCGUCUGGGUGUUCGGUGGGGGCACCACGCCCAUGCUCUCCUGGCUACACAUCAGAGUUGGGGAGAGCAUGGACUCAGAGGAGGAGCAGCUGAUUAGAAUGUGGCAGUAUGCAAGGGUGGGUGUGGACCCAGACCAGGACCUUCACCCAGGUGGGGACAGCUUCCAGGUUCUCCAAGGAGACGGGACCCAUCCUGAGGGGCACAGUAAGACCAAGCAGGAGAGUGCCUGGAUGUUCAGGCUGUGGUACACUUUCGAUCACAAUUACUUGAAGCCCAUCCUGACACACAGUGGACCCCCCCUCACCACCACCCUGCCCAGCUGCUGUGGGGCCCUGGCGCGCUGUCUGACCAGCCCACAGGCGUAUGAGAGCCACGAGCCGCUGAGGGACACUGACUCUGACCUCAUCCUGAACGACGGUGACCUGACGCUCACCUAUGGCGACACGGCCAUCACAGCCAACGGGGCGUCAGGUGGGCGGGAAUCCCAGGCGGGGCGGCCUAAUGGGCAGCGGCGCUCCAGCACGUCCGAGGAGGCGCUGGAGCGAGACCUGGAGGCGCGGGACCAGGAGCUCAUGAGCCGGGGAACGCGUCUGGUGUUCCCCAUUGAGGACCACGCCUGAACCAUCCUUCCCCACCCCUUUCCCCCCCAAAAAAAACACCCCUUGUCGGCUGCCCCUUCCGUACCGCCCCCAUGCCCCCCAAAUCCUGCCCCCACCCACCCCCUCCUCGAUCAGCGCAAACAAGAUGGCGGAGAUGGAUCGGACACAGGAGCCACAGAGGGGAGCGAGUUCGAGUUGGGCCUCAACAAAGUUACAGCCAACUUGGUCAAGCUGGCCAACCCCCCGUUUGAGCUCUUGUUUUGGAGAAGUGGCGGGGGAGUGAGAAGGAACAACAGGAAUUUAAUGAGCCUCUCCUGUGCCAGAGCAGAGUUGAGCAGGCCUGGUACAUGGGGUGAGAGCCAGGACCAUGUCCAUGUACUGUACUGUGCAAUGCAGGCUUCUCUACCAUUCAUUUAUUUUGUCUUUGUUGUUGUUUUUUGUUCUGUGGCUUGUAUGGAAUGGGAAAUCCCUUGAGGGCGUGCUGAAGUAUCGUCAGGUCUCAAGACCUAGUUCAGUGCACUACUUUCGCUCUUCCUUUGUAUGGAAGUUGAGGUUGAAAGCUGAAAGUGUAUUUGCGGAUGGAAGCCUGGAAAGACUGCUGGUCACUCUGUCGUAAAUGUCAGGCCUCAGGCGUAAUUUUACCCGUCUGUGUCUGUCAGUCAUCAUCCUUGUCUCUCGCACACACUGCUGCUAUUAGACUGAAAGACUGAGCAUUAUUAAAGAACUUAGGGAUGCCUGGCCCCUGCAGUCCUCUGAGCCAUGGUCUCCAUUAGCCAACCAGACCUCUACAGUUAGCAUGAUAAUCAACCAGCCAUUACAUUCCAACCCUGGUUCCCUCCCAAGGGCAUUCUCUAACCAUAAAUAUUACAUGGAACUGACGAGGGACUUUUAUUUUGAAAUUAUUUAUAGAUUCUAACAAAGCAGAAAUUAAAGCCACAUCGAUUGUGGUGAUACAACCCAGUACACAUUAAACUCAUCCACUGUUUACAACUGAAGAACGGAUAGGGAAAGUGUUGUAAUUCCUGUGCAUUGCUGGUGACUAAUGAGUUUGAAGAGAUCAACACAAAACCUUUGGUUUUUUUACUGAAAUAUACUUUCCCAAUUAAUGUCUGCAUUAUGUCUGCUAUAUGGAAAUCUGUUGCUGCGUUCCUUUGGUGUAACAAUUGUCAGAGUCUUUUUUCUUGUUUAAUUGAUUCCUAUAGUAUCCAUUUUUAAUAGGUUCAUUUUCAAGCGAGCAAUCUGAACAUUAGUGUGUGUUAGCAGUUGAACAAGUGGAGCAGUGCCACUUCUCCUUGCCAGUCUUACCCUUGUCUUUUGAGGUCACAUUACAUUGUAGAAGAUGAGGUAUGUGCAUUAACACCCCUCCUCCUGCUCUGUCACUCCCAUCCGAAGAGAGUACCUGUGUUCUCAAGUAGCACUGGGUUAUCUGAAACCAUCAGGUUAAGACUGCAAACUACAUCUUAACUUGGCAAUGCUUAGCUCUUUCCUUUUAUAUAUUGACUGGCCCAUAGGUUAUUGCGUUCAAUAGUUUGGCCGCUCUUCUUGGGUAUUAUCUUUGGAUCUUUUUUUUAUUAUUCCCACCACCCAUGACAGCCCACUACCCAUAGCUUUAAAAUGUGCAGUCAAACAUUUCCACCAUAUACUUUUUCCUCUACAUUUCUAGACCUGCAUAUAGUACUGUUUAAAACAACAAUAAUUUAGGCUUUAUCGUUAGCAGUUUACAACUGGACCAGCUGUAUAUCUGGUCUCCCUCAUGAACCAUGGGUCCACGAACGCGGUUUACUCUGAUUUGCUUUCAAACAUAGCUUCUUUUGUCUUCUGGCUGUUCCAGCAGAGACGCAGUUUUCUCUCGCAGCUGUGUUGGUCUACAGCUCGAUGAUGAAUCUUGAGCAGCUGUUCCCCACAGGAGACAACAUCCUAAGCGCUUGAGCUGCUGACACUUUGACAUAUCCUGGGGGGGGG
This is a messenger RNA of Conger conger (European conger), 4172 nucleotides long. RefSeq names its product solute carrier family 9 member 7 (gene slc9a7). The coding region runs from base 87 to 2231 and encodes 714 amino acids. Gene Ontology annotation, biological process: sodium ion transport; proton transmembrane transport; regulation of pH. The record is from RefSeq and is a predicted model, not a curated record. Gene Ontology annotation, cellular component: membrane; recycling endosome. The transcript is spliced from 17 exons. Gene Ontology annotation, molecular function: sodium:proton antiporter activity. NCBI's taxonomy places the organism in Eukaryota, Metazoa, Chordata, Actinopteri, Anguilliformes, Congridae.